CCGCGCGGGAACCCAGGCUCCGCCCCGCCCCGUGACGCUCUCGGGCGCGCGACCGGAAGUGGCCACUGACCCGGAAGCGGGCGGCGGCGCAGAGCGAUGGCGGAGAAGUUCGACUCGCUGGAGGAGCAGCUGGAGAAGUUCGUGGAGAACAUCCGGCAGCUCGGCAUCAUCGUCAGCGACUUCCAGCCCAGCAGCCAGGCCGGGCUCAACCAGAAGCUGAAUUUUAUGGUUACCGGCUUGCAAGAUAUUGACAAGUGCCGACAGCAACUUCACGAUAUAAGCGUACCUUUAGAGGUUUUUGAAUACAUAGAUCAAGGCCGUAAUCCCCAGCUUUACACUAAAGAGUGUUUGGAAAGGGCUUUGGCUAAAAAUGAACAAGUAAAAGGCAAAAUUGACACUAUGAAGAAAUUUAAAAGCUUAUUGAUUCAAGAGCUGACUAAGGUCUUCCCAGAGGACAUGGCCAAGUACAAAGCUAUUCGAGGAGAAGAACCUCCUCUUUAAGACUGCCUUUGGUAUGUUCUAAGAUGCCUAAUAUUUUCAAGGAACUGAUAAUCUGUUGUGAAAAUGUUGAGCUCACUGGACAGAGGAAGUUCUUCAAUCUUCCUACUAGGUGAGUUCAUGUAUGUGGUUAUGGGCCGUGAGGGAGCCUGAUUACCACGGACUGUUUUUGGGUGGUUUUUGUUUUUAUUUUUUUUGGAAGCCAAAAUGUUUUCCUACAGACCUCUGUGUAUCUAAAGCUUGCAUUUGAAACUUCCUGUACUACUGUGUUCUUUCCACAAAAGUUGUUUGAGGCAUAUGUGUGACUUGCAAGCUAUUGUACGUCAUUUCCCACAAAGUACAUUUCUAGUAUGGAAAAGAACUGUGAUCAAGUGCCAGACUGGAUAAAUACACUUCUUUUGGAAGCUAGUUAUACUUUGAUUAUUAAAAUAGGCUACAGCCUAUCUCAUGUGGGGGGGGGGGGAGGCAGGCCACAGGAAUGAGAAUUGACGUCUAUUAACUAGCUCUUUCCUGGUAGUUUAUAAAAGCAUGACUAGACAGGACUUUUUUUUUUUCUUUUUGCUAAAUUUCUGCUGAAAUGGAAGUCCAUUGUCAGGUGCUGUACUUCCAUGUAACUUUUGUCAACCACAACCAAAAAGUCCUCUUCAGUCCUGUGAAUGGAAGGACAGGUUGCUGAGGAUGGAAAAAUUGAACAUUUUCAAGGAUGGCCUCCCAGCCGUGCUUUUAUUUUUGUAUAGCAUUUGAUGCAGAAAUAAAUCUUUUAAGUGUAUUGCAUUUUUCUUUGGGAAAAAUAUAUAAUAAACACUUUGAAAUGAA
This is a messenger RNA of Dermochelys coriacea (leatherback sea turtle), 1314 nucleotides long. It is a transcript of the gene MED10, whose product is annotated as mediator complex subunit 10. Gene Ontology annotation, biological process: positive regulation of transcription by RNA polymerase II. Gene Ontology annotation, cellular component: mediator complex; chromatin. Gene Ontology annotation, molecular function: transcription coregulator activity. The coding region runs from base 97 to 501 and encodes 134 amino acids. Lineage: Eukaryota; Metazoa; Chordata; Testudines; Dermochelyidae. The record is from RefSeq and is a predicted model, not a curated record. The transcript is spliced from 4 exons.